AUGAAGUUCUUUUUUACUGUUGCCCGUGUGAAGCGUGGUGCAGAAAUGCUUAUUACUAAUGGAUUUCUCUCGUCUCUGAGACUCUUGUUUGCUACUUGGACGCCUCAGCAAAUUUGGGGACUUGGUUUGGCAGUCAUUACAGAUAUGGUUCAGUCUUUACGAGACAGUUCUGCUUGUUCUGAUGUUGUGGAGAAUGUAAUACCUCACUUCUUUUCAGAGAAAGCCUAUAUGAUUUCUUACUAUCUGAGUGCUCCAGUCUUCCCAUCUGAUGGUCAUGACAAGAAAAGACCUCAGGCUCAGCAGAGAAACUUCUCUUACUGA
Molecule: messenger RNA, 321 nt
Organism: Prunus armeniaca (apricot)
Lineage: Eukaryota; Viridiplantae; Streptophyta; Magnoliopsida; Rosales; Rosaceae
Source: the annotation of a GenBank genome assembly